GUGCUCAACGGGAGGCGAAGGAUCCAUAUGAAGGUGAAGAGGCAAAGAUUUUUAUGAGGCGGGUUGAGCAAGAGUAUAAAACAAAUUACCCUAAUAAAAUUAAGGACUUCAAGUUCCAGACCGAUUAUGCUAAGAGUGACAGGUCCUCAUGUAAACUUUGUAAGGCAUCCAUAGCAAAAGAUUCCUUAAGGCUAGCAACCUUGGCUCAGGCCCCGAAAUUCGAUGGGAAAAUUCCUCUUUGGUACCAUUUUGGUUGCUUCUUCAAUAAGGCGAAAGCUGCGGUAGAUACAUCUGGGAUCAAGAAUUUUGACAACCUUCGAUGGGCUGACCAAGAAAAGAUUAGACAAAAAAUUAAUAAUCUUAAAGAGACAUUAGCGUCUACAUCUUACAACAUUAAGAUUUCCAGUGUCCAAGUACAAUGUAGCGAUUGUAAACUGUCUGUUGAAAAGGGGACUACUUUGGUUUCGAAUAAAACGAAUGCUUAUCAUAUUAGUUGUUUUUUGAAAGGAAAUGAUGUUCCUGGUGAUAUCACCACAUUAGCUGGCUAUAAGAAACUAAAGAAGGAUGUAAAAAAAACCAUAGAAGAAUUGGCCACAUCUCUUUCUCAACCAAGGACCAAGUUACGCGCAUCAAUACAAAUUUUCUAA
Molecule: messenger RNA, 647 nt
Organism: Protopolystoma xenopodis
Lineage: Eukaryota; Metazoa; Platyhelminthes; Monogenea; Polystomatidea; Polystomatidae
Source: the annotation of a GenBank genome assembly